Molecule: messenger RNA, 3678 nt
Organism: Parascedosporium putredinis
Lineage: Eukaryota; Fungi; Ascomycota; Sordariomycetes; Microascales; Microascaceae
Source: the annotation of a GenBank genome assembly
AUGAUUAGGGAGCACAAAGGGCCAGCUGGACCGCGACCAGCGAACCAAUCACCCACUCGACGUUCUCGGGAUUCUCUUAAUCUGUCGCAACCUCCUCCGUCCCGGCGUAUUCUUUCCAACGCCCCAAUGCUCAGAACCGCGCCUGCCAAUUCUCACACGCUCUUCUCGCUGGGGGCCAACGAUCCGUCCUUGUCCAACGACCUGGGGGAUGCGACGACCUCGUUUGAUUUCCUGCCUUCCGUGAGCUUCGAUGACUUGCAGAGCAGCCUCGAGUCCGCCUCGACAGAUUUCAAACUUGCCCAGUUUCCCUCGCCUACCGGACAGGGUAGUAUCCUUCAACAUCGACGACCUGACGAUAUCAGCAUGCCCGAACCCUCCAAUGUGACGCGAAGCGGCAGCACCACUCGCGUUGUCAUCCCGCCAUCUUCCGCCUCUGCUGCUCCCCCAGCCGCUAGCGGCGGUGGUAGUGGCGGAGUCUCCAACAGCAACACCGCCACCAAGCCCCCGAGGAAGUCAAUUGGCCCAGGCGUCACUGACGCCGAGUAUGGUGCCCGUGCCACCGCCCAUCGUAGACGUCCUAGCCUUGCCUCCAACUCGGAUCGCACCUUGACUACUGACCUCCCGAGAACUUCAAUCGAUACCGGGGCGUCUUAUGCAGGUGUUUCGAGCCAACUAACCGCCGCCACCCGAGCGUCCAAGGCGCGAUCCUUCCAGCCGCCGACUAGGCCUAGCUAUACUCAACCCAACGCCACUCCCCUCACGGACACGGCAGCUCGAGCCGCCUCCAUCUCGGCGCGAUCGCCUCGCGUCCCACCGAAGGGGACGCCUAAUGCAACGACUAAACGCGUGUCGGUCAUGCCCGGAAUGCCAUCUCCCUCCCACCUGACAGGUCUCGGGGCUCGAACCAUAAGUCCUACGGAUACUCGGCGAUUGAAGCGCAUGUCAAUGCAUCAUACCGCCGUUUCUAGUGCGAAUGGCUCAGUGCCACGUACACCUGCCGACACUCGACCCUCUUCGCGCUCCCCUUCUGUCUACGAAUCUCCGAAGGAGCCCACCAUGCCGAUGGAUCUUGGCCUCAUCGAGAAGAAGAAGUCGAGCCUCGCUCAUGACUCGAGUAGCAUCCACAGCAACUCGACAGGGACUGUAUCCAUCACCCUGCCGAUCGAAACCACGGGCAAAAUGCAGCGCAAGGGUAGCCUUCGCAAAUCCUCUCUCCAGCCUCCCAACGGAGAUGGGAGCACGAAACCCCAUGCCGUAGCAUCGUCGAGGAAGAACCUGCCUCCUCUACGCCUCCCGCCCAUGAUUGUCGGCCCAAUUGCUACGCCUACAGCCGCCAAGAUCGCCGCGCUUCAACGGAAGCAGGAGCAGACGGCGGGAAACUUGAGCCCUCCCCCAUCACGCAUGCUCCCCAAGACACCGACGACUCCCAUGACGGCGUCGAAGACGUCAUUCUUCUCCCGCCACCGCGCCGAUAAAACCGAGCUGCAGUUGAGGAGUAGUAGUUCUAUCCAACCCACCCGCGUUGAUAGCUCCGCCGAGAUGAAUCCCGGUAGUUCCUCCGAGUCCCUAUCAGCUGCAGUCUCCCCGAAGUUGAUGAGGAAGGCGAGCAUUUCCCCGUUCCUGUCUUCGUCAGUACCACAGGGCGGCGGCGAGCACAUGUAUCUCAAGCGCUCCAAGACCGGCGCGGACUUUGCGACCAUCACAGAGUCUCUCUUCGAGGCCAAAUCCGCAUCCAAGUCCAGCCGCCCCCUUCAGCAAAAUCCAGCGCUAAGUCUCCCGUGCUGUCGACGCGGUACAUCGAAGGGCAAUUUGGCCCUUCCUCCUGGCCUUGUUGACAAGCCACCCGAGUACAACACGAGGCAGGAGAGCAUGCCACCUCCUCGCCUCCCUGCCUCGGCUACAAUGGCGAACUUUGGAAGCCUGAGCAAGCCAGCCAGCCCUACCCCCUCGACUAAGACUUCAGUACCCACUACGUAUCUCGAGACGCGACGGAGGAAGAGCUCCGCUUCUAGCCUCAACACGUACGUUUCCGUAGACCGGCAAAAGGCAGACACCUGGGGCAACACCACGCAACCCAUCUCCGUCAAGAUUCCCAUCAACGAUAUGUCGACUGAGCGCCUGUCCCUCUCGCGCAACUCGUCUGUUAUGCAAAAGAUCCUCAAGGCCAAACCUUCUACGAUUCAGAUGAAGCAGUCCGGUAUGUGGACCGCAGAUCUCGACAAAGAUGAUAUCACCGCCGAGGAGGAGAUGCGGAAGCUUGGCAGCCGCCGAAAGGAGACGGAAAUCGCGGCGCGCACCCUUGAUGCUCUCCGCAAGCGGGCAACCCCCAAAGAGCACGUGGAUCCCCACGAAGCGAUUCGCAUCGCAAUGCUCAACGUCUACGAGCGUGGAGAGAUCAUCGACUAUCCUGAUGUGUACUUCUGCGGUACCCAGAAUGCCCGUAAGGUUAUUGGGGAUCUGCACUCGCAGAAGCCGAACUUUGGCUAUGAUGACGAACGCGGCGACUACUCCAUUGUUCCCGGGGACCACCUCGCCUACCGCUAUGAGAUUAUCGACGUCCUCGGGAAGGGAAGCUUCGGCCAGGUUGUUCGAUGCAUUGAUCACUGCAAGGGAGCUCUUGUCGCAAUCAAGAUUAUUCGCAACAAAAAGCGGUUCCAUCAACAGGCUCUUGUCGAAGUAAAUAUUCUUAAGAAGCUCCGCGAAUGGGACCCUGAUAACAAGUAUAGCUUAGUGCAGUUUACUGAUCACUUUUACUUCCGCGGGCAUCUUUGCCUCUCGACGGAGUUGUUGGACAUGAAUCUCUACGAGUUUAUCAAAGCUAAUGCCUUUAGGGGCUUCUCGCUCAAGCUCAUCAGGCGAUUCACGAAGCAGCUCCUCAGCUCCCUCAAUCUCCUCAAACAGCACAGGGUCAUCCACUGCGAUCUCAAGCCCGAAAACAUUCUUCUCCGACACCCUAUGCAUACUGAAAUCAAGGUGAUUGACUUUGGAUCGAGCUGCUUUGAAAGCGAGAAGGUGUACACGUAUAUCCAAUCUCGGUUCUAUCGCUCUCCCGAGGUCAUUCUAGGUAUGACGUACGGUUUGCCCAUCGACAUGUGGAGUCUGGGCUGUAUCCUGGCUGAGCUCUAUACUGGCGUUCCCAUCUUCCCCGGAGAAAACGAGGGGCAAGCGACGCCGUCCCUCGUCAAGACGCUGCAGCAGGUGCUCAAGUGCGACGACGAGGCCUUCCUUGACUUCAUCGCCCGCUGCCUACGGUGGGAUCCAGACCGAAGGAUGAAGCCGGAAGAGGCUAUUCGGCACGAGUUCAUCACGGGCCACAAGGUGUCGAUUCCUCGCAUUCCCACCCGGGACUACUCGCCGGCGAAACGGGGCAGCAAUCACCUACCUGGAAGUGGGCGCCCGCUACCGGAGCCGCCGACCAACUUUCGACAUAGCGGGUCGACUCGGGUACGCGACAGCAACGGCGUCAGUCCGCACAAGGCCUUUGCGAGCGUCUCGCGGCGAACCUCGGCUGCGACCAACACGUCCAACGUAGGCAUCCCUACCAAGCGGACCAGCACCGGCGCCGGUCCCAUGUCUGCCGGCGCCAGUGGCCUUCCCCGAGCAGCGGGUCGAAGCGUCAGCUCCAAACAAGAUCUGGCUUCGGCGGGCGCUUCGGCGGCUAUGAACCGACGACAAUGA